CUCAUAAUCUGGCCCAGUCAGUGCAUGGAAAGCAUGAGGACACGAUGAGAGUUUGAGAUUGUGGAUAUCUCAACAAUUCAGACAUUUGACAGAGAACUUCCAUGAGUUUGUAUUCUGGUCUUCCAGGUUACUUGCUCAGGGUGACAUGCUCAACACCCCAAAGGUGCUGCACUCGAAACAGCUGCAAGAUCCACAACUAACAGAUCUCCUUGCCACUGCAGUGUAAUCUUGGAGAAGUGACAGUACUGCUGGAUACCUGGACAGGCAGAUUCCUUCCGAAAGGAAUGCUGUCACCAAACGCUGUCUAAGAAAGGAGAAGGAUAAUAUUAAUACACUGGGAUAAGUGUUUCGAAAGUGAGCAACAUGGCAAACAGAGGAUCCUAUGAUCUCCAGAAGGCCAGAAAGGAUCCUUAUUCUCCCAGAGCCAUUAGAGGAUACUUCAGUGAUGACGAGACAGAUGACUUGGACAGAACUUUGGAAGUGGCGAGUUUUGAGGAUGUUGACUUUGAGCCUACAGAGAAUAGAUGGAAUGGUGAUGAUGAUGAUAGUAAUUCUGAUUACUUUUGCGAGUUAUUGUCCUGCAGCCCCAAAGUACGCUCCAAUCAUAAGCGUGAAAAGAAGACAGCACAUGGGGGUCAGUCAUUCGAAGCGGAAGGAAGCCCGAAGCCUCAUACCAGGUAUAAACCCCGUCCGCCAGGAAGGGGCACUGUUGAAUUUGACAAAGACAUAAACCUUCCACAAAUAGCCUCUGCAGAUGAUUCAUACACUCAACGUCCUAGAAGGAGUCAAGAUAAAGCUGGCAGAGAGCCUGCAGGUCACAGAGAAUACAAUUACAAGCAGAUACCUCAGGUAUUUGUUGAAUUUGAUGAACUGAAAAUGAAUGAAGCCAAACAUCAAUACUGGCAAGAGACUGGACGAUGGAUAAAGUAUGAAGAAGAUCUGGACAAGGAUACAGACCGAUGGGGUAAAGCGCAUGUCCCUUCUCUCACCUUCAGGAGUCUCCUGGAACUCAAAAGGGGCAUCAGCAAAGGUGCUGUUCUACUAGACCUGAAGGAAACCACAUUUAUUGGUAUUAGUGUUAACAUAGUCGAAGAGAUGGUUGCCAAGGAUCAGAUGAGGGCAGAAAAUAAAGUCAGUGUGCUGAAUGUGUUGCUGCAGAAACUUAGUCAUAGGCACCAAAUGAUUGAUGAUGAUGGAGCCCAGCUUACUUCAAGUGAACAUGAUGUUGAAACCCAACUCCAUUCCCCAAGGAGAGAGGUACACCAUGAAAAGAAGAUUCAUUCAGAAAUAAUGGAUAAAAUUACCGAAAACACAGAAGCCACUAUAGUUCUUGUUGGAUGUGUUGAAUCUCUGAAGUCCCCGACUAUGGCCUUUGUGCGGCUGGCAACAGCUGUUCAACUGGAGUCAAUUUUAGAAAUCUCCAUCCCUAUCCGAUUUAUUUAUGUGCUCCUGGGACCCAGCACUUCCAGAAUGAACUACCAUGAAGUUGGGCGUUCAAUUUCAACAUUAAUGUCAGAUCAGACAUUCCACAAAGUGGCGUAUGAAGCAAAGGAUUGCAAUGAUUUGCUGAAUGGUAUCAGUGAGUUCCUGGACUGCAGUAUUGUCAUUCCCCCAACAGAAGUUCAAGAUGAGGAGCUACUAAGAUCUGUCAUACCCUUUCAGCGUGAGAUGCUGAAGAAGAGGCAGAACCAGCUGGAAGACACAUUGGCCAAAAGAGCUGAUCAAUUUGCUGCAAGACCAAAACCAAGUGAUGACGAUGAUCCUCUCAGAAAAACUAGGAAACCGUUUGGAGGAGUAAUCCGGGAUAUCAAGCGACGCUAUCCCAAAUACCUGAGUGACAUCAGGGAUGCCCUGAAUGCUCAAUGUCUGGCUGCCAUUAUUUUCAUUUAUUUUGCAGCUUUGACCCCUGCAAUCACCUUUGGUGGUCUUCUUGAGGAGAAGACAAAUGGCAGCAUGGGUGUUUCUGAGCUGAUCAUCUCAACAGCCAUUCAAGGAGUUAUUUUCUGUCUAAUUGGUGCUCAACCCUUACUUGUAUUGGGUUUCUCGGGUCCUCUUUUAGUGUUUGAAGAAGCUUAUUAUCGUUUUUCUAUGACGAUGGGCUAUAGUUAUCUGACUGGUCGAGUGUGGAUUGGAUUCUGGCUGAUUCUCAUCGUGUUACUUCUUGUUGCCUUUGAAGGCAGUUUCCUGGUACGAUUCAUCUCCCGAUUCACACAGGAAAUUUUCUCCAUCUUAAUCUCCCUCAUUUUCAUCUAUGAAACAUUCAACAAAUUAUUCAAGAUUUUUAAGGCGCACCCUUUGCUUCGUACUUACAAUAUGACCUCAGUGAAUGACACACAAAUUGGGAAGCUACCGGAGCCCAACACAGCUCUGCUGUCCCUUGUUCUCAUGUUCGGAACCUUCUUCAUAGCCAUUUCCUUAAGAAAGUUGAAAACCAGUCAAUAUUUUCCAGGAACCAUCCGUCGCAUUGUUGGUGAUUUUGGUGUUCCUAUUGCCAUCUUUGCCAUGGUGCUGGUGGAUUUCUUUAUUAAAGACACUUACACACAGAAACUCAAUGUUCCAGAUGGUCUUCAGGUGACAAAUAGCUCCGAGAGAGGUUGGCUCAUCAGCCUGACUCACCGAUUUCCUUGGUGGAUGAUGAUAUGUGCAGCUCUUCCAGCCAUGUUAGUUUUUAUCCUUGUCUUCAUGGAAUCUCAAAUCACAACACUUAUCAUUAGUAAAGCAGAUCGGAAGCUGGUGAAAGGCUCAGGAUUCCAUGUGGACUUGCUGUUGAUUGUGGUAAUGGGAGGAAUUAGUGCCAUUUUUGGAGUCCCUUGGCUCAGUGCUGCCACCGUGAGGACAGUUACUCAUGCUAAUGCCUUAACUGUGAUGAGCAAAUCUGUCGCACCAGGUGAUAAACCCCAGAUUCAAGAAGUAAAGGAACAGAGAAUAACUGGACUUGUGGUUGCUAUUCUAGUGGGUUUGUCUAUUUUGAUCGGACCUGUUUUGCGUAUGAUCCCACUUGCUGUUCUAUUUGGAAUCUUCUUGUACAUGGGAGUGACAUCUCUGUAUGGAAUUCAGCUAUUUGAUCGAAUACUCCUCUUCCUGGUCCCACCUAAGUACCACCCAGACUGCAUCUAUGUCCGCAAGGUUCGAACCAGGCGUAUGCAUCUGUUUACUUUCAUUCAGAUUAUAUGCAUUGCAAUUCUGUGGGCAAUCAACAAGUCUGUUGCAGCCUUGGCUUUCCCCUUCGUGCUCAUCCUGACCGUUCCCUUCAGGAUGUUUGUACUCAACAAGAUCUUCACAAAAGUAGAGAUGAAAAGUCUGGAUGGUGAUGAAGCAGAACCUACCUUUGAUGAGAAGGAAGGAAAGGACGUUUAUGAUGAGACAAUGAUGCCAAAUUGAGGAUGUCAGGCCCUUACAAAGUCAGAACUUUGCAAAUGGUGGCUUACAAGACAACAGAAACAUUCACCUUCGUCUUACUUACUCUUCUUUUGUUAGUUAAGGAAAAUCUGUUUAAUAGCCAAAGAUGAUGACGAAUGACUCUAGUCUAAUUUUCUAAUUACAUAAUCAAUGCUUAUUUUAGUCUUAAAUCACACAACACCAGGUUAUAGGCCAACAGGUUUAAUUGGAAGCACAUUAGCUUUCGGAACGACGCUCCUUCAUCAGGUGAUGAAGCUAGUGUGCUUCCAAUUAAACCUGUUGGACUAUAACCUGGUGUUGUGUGAUUUUUAACUUUGUACACACCAGUCCAACACCAGCAUCUCCAAAUCAUAUUUUAGUCUUAGCUUUAAAGAUGUACAAAGAUCAAAUUACAAGAUAAAACCCAAAAGAAAUGCUCAGAUUGCUGAGAAAGGGUCACCAGACCUGAAAUGUUAACUGAUUUCUCUUCAAGAGGCUGCCAGAUCUGCUUCGCCUUUCCAGCAAAUUCAGUUUUUGUAUCAAAUUACAAGACUAGCAUGUAGUUGGGGCUAAAUGAAAACACAUUAUGAUCAUGGCAAACUGAUUCAGAAAUCUGAUCACUCUUUCCCCCAAUUUAAAAGACAACUUCAGAGACUCAUUGACAAGAAAUAAAACUUGCUCAAAAACUCUGCAGUUUUCUCUGUUUAAACCAGGGUACAAAUGGAAUUUUAAGUAUUAAUUGUUUGUUCCAUCUUAACCCAACUUAUUAAUGCCAUUGCCCACUUUGAUUCCAGUUGCAUCCCAAAUAAUGUAAAACAAAGAACUGCAGAUGCUGACCAGAAACAAAAAACAGAAAUUGUUGGAGACAUUCAGCAGGUCUGGCAGCAUCAGUGGGGAGAAAGCAGAGUUAACUUUUCAAGUGUGGUGACCCUUCAUCAGAUCCUUCAUCUGAUAAAUGGUCACUGGACUGAAAAUGUUAACUCUCAGACCUGCUGAGUUUCUCUGGCAACUUCUGUUUUUGUUCAAUCAUGAGUAAUGUUACUGUGGCUCUAGAUAAUGAUAUUGAAGAGUUAUUGCUGUCAAUUACAUUAUAUUCCAAUGUGCAAUUGUAAAUCCUAUAGAAUGUUAAUUUUUAAGUAUGUUCUCCUAUCUUUUUACAGGGUAAGCUCAGAACAUUUAAUUUUUCACUCUAUUGUACGUUUUGGGUUAUUGAGUUUCUAUAAAGCAAUCAAAUAUACCUUGUAAAGUAAGUUAUUUUAUUCCUAAUCAUUUUAUCAAUUCAACUUUCAAGAAAUCAGAUGAAAUUUACAGUUUUGAAUCAAGUGUAUGAUGGAAAAUGUCCUUUUUAAGCAUUUUGUAGACUGGAGAUUUACACUGGGGAGUUCAUGGAGUGGUAGCAAGCAUGGAUGGCACAAUCACCAACUUGUCUCUUCAAUGUGCAUUACUUAGAUGUCCCCCAAAUCCAUUGCUUUUAACAUAGAUGCAGGCAAGUUCAUGAAAGGUUGAGGUCGGAGUUUGUAAAUUUGCCAACCCUCUCGUGUCUUUUGUGGUUUGUGUAAGAGGGUUAAGCAUCCAUCCAAACCCUCCCCUUAAUCUCUCAGGGUAUCACGUGAUGCUCUGGAACAGUUCAGUGACUAAUUUGUUCCUCAAUCCAUUUAAAAAAGGAAAGUUCAUGCUUUAGAAAGACUUCAUUUCAACAGAUUAUAAAUGCUCUUUUUUUUAAUGAAUGGCUCGUCUCCAAACAAAAGCAGUUUAUAUUCUCUGUCGAAUAUUUUAAUCAAGUGAGAUGCUUUUUUAUAAAAUGCAGUUAGCUUCAGUCAAGUUCCAGAUAGAUUGCCUGAUUCCUUUGCGUGCUGUUUUUAUUUUGGUGUUUACUUACUGACGCAUUUUACUCUCGAUCCCUUUGACAAAUGUACUUUGUUGAUUCAUCCCUCACUUCUCAUUAAUGAAUCCUAAUCACAACACAGUGGAGGCUGAUGCCUGACUGAAAUAGCAGUUUCCUGGGUUGGACUCUACACAACAGAGAAACUUCUUGUGUUUAACUGGACUUCAUUUUCUGAUUGAGUUUGGAUAUUCAUGUACAGGUUAACUGCAUGAUAUCUCAGAGAAAGGAAAAGCAAGCCAUAAAAACACAAACAUUGCAUCACUUUCUAAAAAUGCAAUUUAAGAUUAUUCAACUUUUACUUAGGCAUCAUUGAAAAGGAUUUUCUGCAUCAUAUUAAAUAGUGAACAUUUGUGAAAAUAUAUUGUGAUUCUGAGAGAUAAAGGGAUGGAGAUGAAAACAUCUUUCUGAUAAAUUCAUAGUCCUUUGAUUACUAAGUGGUGUACUUCUUUCAGUUUGUAUUGACUUUUUUUAAAAAUAAAGAUUAUAUAUGUUUAAACAGCCUUUAA
Messenger RNA from Hemiscyllium ocellatum (epaulette shark), 5769 nucleotides. Its product is annotated as anion exchange protein 2-like. The record is from RefSeq and is a predicted model, not a curated record. Gene Ontology annotation, molecular function: solute:inorganic anion antiporter activity; bicarbonate transmembrane transporter activity; monoatomic anion transmembrane transporter activity. The transcript has 23 exons. Gene Ontology annotation, cellular component: basolateral plasma membrane; plasma membrane. The coding region runs from base 364 to 3381 and encodes 1005 amino acids. Gene Ontology annotation, biological process: regulation of intracellular pH; monoatomic anion transport; transmembrane transport. Lineage: Eukaryota; Metazoa; Chordata; Chondrichthyes; Orectolobiformes; Hemiscylliidae.